Odobenus rosmarus divergens (Pacific walrus) is the source of this 856-nucleotide messenger RNA. Its product is annotated as calmodulin-lysine N-methyltransferase-like. Gene Ontology annotation, molecular function: calmodulin-lysine N-methyltransferase activity. The transcript has 9 exons. Bases 1 to 774 code for a protein of 257 amino acids. Gene Ontology annotation, cellular component: cytoplasm. The record is from RefSeq and is a predicted model, not a curated record. NCBI's taxonomy places the organism in Eukaryota, Metazoa, Chordata, Mammalia, Carnivora, Odobenidae.
AUGUUAGCACGUCAGGGGACAAGCUUCCACCAGCUGGCUGUGCUGGGCGACGCUGACACCCUUUCAGCCGGAUGUGCCCGUGUUCUCUGUGAUCUGGCUCCACAAACACAAGGAGGCCUGCACUUAAUAAUUUAUUGUUCUAGAACAAGUCUGUUAACGGGUCAGAGCAGGAGGACAAGCAUCUGGCCAUCUGAAGAGGUUUUGGCUUACUACUGCCUCAAGCACAGGAAUGUAUUCAGGGACCUUGCUGUGUGUGAGCUAGGGGGUGGCAUGACAUGCUUGGCUGGGCUCAUGGUUGCUAUUUCUGCAGAUGUCAAAGAAGUUCUGUUAACUGAUGGGAAUGAAAAGGCCAUCAGAAACGUGAGAGACAUCAUCACAAGGAAUCAGAAGGCUGGUGCAUUUAAAACUCGGAAAAUAUCAAGCUGCGUUUUACGAUGGGAUAAUGAGACAGAUGUCUCUCAACUGGAAGGACAUUUUGACAUUGUUAUGUGUGCUGACUGCCUGUUUCUGGACCAGUACAGAGCCAGCCUUGUUGAUGCAAUAAAGAGAUUGCUCCAGCCCAGAGGGAAAGCAAUGGUAUUUGCCCCACGCCGAGGGAAUACUUUAAACCAGUUUUGCAAUCUAGCUGAAAAAGCUGAUUUCUCUAUCCAAAGACAUGAAAAUUAUGAUGAACACAUUUCAAACUUCCACUCCAAGUUGCAAAAGGAGAACCAGGACGUCUAUGAAGAAAACCUUCAUUACCCACUUCUACUUAUUUUAACCAAAAAUGGUUAGAAGAUUAAGCUGCUCAAAAGACGAAAACACCAAGUGCACAGGGCAUAUUGUCACAAAAACAGAAACCUGUGAUGGGUAUGAU